AUGCUGUACCAACUGCCCCCGAGUUCGAACAACUUAAACGGGGGCGGAAACAUGUGGGGCGGAGGACCCAACGGAAACGGGGGCUCCGGCAGCGGAGCCAUCGGGAGGAACUAUUCGGCGGACUUCACCGACUUUCAAAAUCGUGGUUCAGGUGCUACACAAGGCAUGCCAUCAGGAGCUAAUCGUUCGAUGCCUCAAGGUGGAAGCAUCAGUUCGAUGGGAAACAGGAACCAGAAUUCGAAUAGAAGCAAUCGGAUGCAGAACUGGUUCAAGGAAUACAGUGAAUAUGAACAAUGUUUUAAUGAGGGCAACGGCAGCGACCGCAACAGCCCCAAAGACCAAAACUACCCCAAACCAUUGUCGUCUCGCAGUGUCGGACAGGUUUUCUCUUUCGGACCAGAAAUGCCCUCCGACCAGAACGGCGACAGAAGGAACAGCAUAUCGGGGCCCCAGGACAGACCCAGUAUGAGAAACGGUCCCAAUAUGAUGGGACCCAGAGGUGUUCAGGAUGGGCCGAUGCAGAGAGGGAAUAGAGAUUUUAGAAAUAUGAGCAGCUCGGGAAUGGGCAGCUCUUCGAGGUCUGAUAUGAUGGAUCGAGGAGGAGAUUAUCAAUCUUAUUGGAAUGGUAGAGAUAACAUGAUAUCGCCUGGGUUGCCUCAGGAUGGUGCAUGGUCCAUGGAAGUGGAACAUUCUGUUAAACAUGGAUCGGGCAGUUCAAAUAACUCAGCAAGCAUUUCACCAAACAACAGCGGAUCACCAAACAGUCCAGGUAGCAACAGCCCCCAUUCCUCCCAAGACAAUUCCUCAAGCAGUCCAUCUCGCAAGCGCAGAAGGCUAGUCUCCACAAGAUCUCUUCGGAUAAGAGACGAUGGGCCUAGGGAAAAUGCGACACCUUCCAGUUCUUCAAUGAACAAUCCAUCUCAGGGGAGCUGGAAUGACCAGGGGCCACUCCUACAUCCUCCUCCGCUUGUUAGACAACGCCGAAGCCCUAGACAUCAUUUGUCUUCGAAUAAUAACAACCCGGUUGGUAAUAAUGGACUGAUUAAUGGACACCAGAAUGGUAAUGGUAAUGGACCUCCGCAUAUGCAGAGCAGUCCACCGCCUUUGAGAAGAGCCAGAUAUCGUGACCGCAACAGUUGGCCUGAAGGAAUUACACCUCUGUUCCAGACAACAGCUCCUUCGACACAUCAACCAUCUCUGGUAGUUGAUAUAAAUGUAUAA
Messenger RNA from Ctenocephalides felis (cat flea), 1221 nucleotides. RefSeq lists its product as uncharacterized. The transcript is spliced from 7 exons. The coding region runs from base 1 to 1221 and encodes 406 amino acids. The record is from RefSeq and is a predicted model, not a curated record. Lineage: Eukaryota; Metazoa; Arthropoda; Insecta; Siphonaptera; Pulicidae.